Messenger RNA from Drosophila kikkawai, 1892 nucleotides. RefSeq lists its product as uncharacterized. NCBI's taxonomy places the organism in Eukaryota, Metazoa, Arthropoda, Insecta, Diptera, Drosophilidae. The record is from RefSeq and is a predicted model, not a curated record.
UUUAUCGCUGAUCGCCCAUCUCAAAUCGAUAACACGCAAAUCUUUAAAUUGUUUAUAUUAUAUUGUUUAUGGAUAGUGGUGAAAUUGUUUGCGAAAAUGUCAAAGAACGUAUCUCUAACGGAUGAGCAGAGCCGCCUGAAUGCGCGCCUGGAGGCGCACAUGGUCUACAUAUGUCCAGAAUGCGGCAAAGCCUUUCGCACUCAGGCCGAGUGGCGUCAGCAUCUCAAUACGAAACAUGACUACCUGAACAAGACCUACUCGGACUUUAACUUUAUCCAAAUCGACGAGCGCUUCCAUGAGUGUCAGCUGUGCUUCAAAUGGGUGGAGAACGCCCACAACACAAUCGCCCUGCUGCAGUACCACUACUUCAUGCAUCUGGAGCACAGUGAGACCUACCGUUGCGUGCACUGCCGCAUGGCGUACACGAGGCGCAGGGCAUUGAACGUUCACCUGAUGGACACCCACAUGCGAGAGAUCGAGAAGUACGAGAACAAAUUGCGCCAAAUGAAGCGGCAGGAGCAGAAACCUUCCACAGCCCCUGCCGCGAAUUCUGUUAAUCCUGGGAAUGCGGAGAAGCAAGUCGCAACCAAGGGGCCAUUACGUGGACGUCCAAAAUUAAAUAUGCAAACCAAAAAACGCAAAGACCUGCUGCAAACGGCACUCAUGGACAUUGACCUAGUGGCGGAAAUGGAAAAGCCCAGCGCUCAAUCACCACCAGCUGCGACCAAGACGACAAACAACACCAAUGCCAGCGAACAGAACCUGGACAGGUGUCUGAAUGCCUACGAGGACAUUCUGCGCAAGGAGGAGGAGAAGGUGCCCAAGUACGAGGCGGAUUUGGAUGCAUUGUGUCAAGAGUUUUUCGAAGAUAAAGAAUCUCUCACCCAAGAUAAAGGAGAUGAAGAGAAGGAUGAGGCAGCGGCACCGGUGGCCCAGGAGGCGCAGAAGGAGAAUCAGGAGGUAGUGAUAAUCGAGAUCGAUGCCCUUGGCAAGGAGGAGGUGGCUCAGCUGAGAAAGGAAAUGAACACAUCGAGCCCACAGCAACAGUCUGCCAAGCGCCGUCGGCUGUCAACGACGCCCACGCGGGACUCCGAUACGGAGAUAUCCACCAAUGGUCUGACCAAGCUCAUCUCGUAUUUGUGCCCCAAGUGCGGCAAGGAGAUCGCCUCGAUGGACGAAUGGCGGGCGCAUGUGUUCAAGAAGCAUGACUUCGAGCACAUCAUCGAGAACAGCUUUAAGAUCCUGGAGCCGGGUCGCAAGGCCAUGUGCUUGCAGUGCCGUGAAGUCCAGCCGACCACCAGGCGGUCGCAGCUACAGAAGCACUGCUUCAAGCAUCUGCCCUUCCGCUCCUAUCUCAAGUGCACGCUCUGCUAUCGCACCAAGACCAGUACGUCGAAGAUUUUCAACCACAUUCGCUACAACCACCAAGAGGAGCUGCAGCGGAAGAACAAAACGCAACUGCUCAUCAAGCCGGAGCCCAAGUGGGCGAGUCCCAAAAGGCCAGCGACAAGGCCGGAUAAAGCCGGUUCCGGUGGCAAAGACGAAGACGGGGAGGAGGAGGAGGGAGAAAGUCUGAUCUGUGAGCACUGCAACAAGGUAUUCAAGACGAAAUGGCGAUACGGGCGACAUAUCGCCGGCUGCCGAAGGGCAGGCAUGCUUCGGCCCAGCACCCCAGUCGAGGGAAGCAUCGCAGCCUUGCUGAGCCACCUCCGUGAGGGGUGUCAACGCAUAAACCCCAUCUGGAGAUCAAUGCAGCUUAAUAAGACGUAGUACUUGGACUAUUUAAGGUACAAAAUGAAUAUUUAUUUCCACCAAGGAAAGGCAUUAAUAUUGAAUUUUUACAAAUUUAAUGAAUAUCAUAAUUAAACUGUUUCCAAAAUAGAGAAAUUAAA